AGAAGACGAUGAAUAGGGAACAUCAGUUUUUAGUUUCCCGGUCUCGCCCACCUGUUUUAUUUUCCUUUUCCUCAGUUCGAGGCAGCAGACACGUGACACGGCAGAAAGCGCGUGGAGUGGGCUGGAGACAGGCGCGCGAGUUGGCACAAAGCUGCUUUUCUGGGGCGCGCGGAGAAGCCGCAUUGGUCUGAGCGGCGCGCGCUCCGCGAGGGGGAGGGGUGAAGAAGACAGUUGGUUUGGGCGGGAAAGAGGGAGGGAGAGACGCUCGCGGCCGUUUAAACUGGGCUAUAAAACACCUCGCUGCAGGCGGAGGCGGCGGUCCCGGGGCCCGCUGGAGAAUCUGCCGGGGAGGGGUGAUAGGGACCGGCGGGGGGAGGCUCUGUCUUCGGGGGCAGGGAUGCGGGCUUCGGGUAUUUAGGAUCAAUGAGCCCCAUGCCCCGGGCAGAGCCUGGGGCAGGGGGUUAGCGGGACCCCCGUUGCGGGGACAGAGCGGGCAGCGCCGCAGAGACCCUGCCCUGGGCACAGAGCUGCGGGUGGGGCUAAAGAGCUGCUGGGGGCGGCGGCUGAAGGCGACGCCCAAGAUGGCCAAAUCUGAACCUCAGGAAAGAAACUAUGACAACAUGGUAAAAAUGCUGGAGGACCUGAACAGGGAUUUAGAAAAACUUCUGGAAGAAAUGGAGAAACUAUCAGUGCAGGCAACCUGGAUGGCAUAUGAUAUGGUGGUUAUGCGUACCAACCCAGACUUGGCCAACUCCAUGAGGCGACUGGAAGAUGCAUUCCUGAACUGCAAAGAAGAGAUGGAAAAGAACUGGCAAGAGAUGCUGAAGGAAACUAAAGGCACUGAACAAAAACAGGAAUAAACAGUCCUCAUAUCGGUUGGUGAAAUUGCAACAGUUAGAUCAUUUCAGACUCAAUUUUUUCAGUCAUAAAAUAUCUACAGAUGCCUUACAAAUGGAUUAUCUUCUAGUUUAUUAAGCAUUAUUGUUGUGGCUAUAUAUACAAAUUUGUUCUGCCAAAUACAUGUAUUGUUGAAACAAAAAGUUAACUAUGUCUCUGUUUUAAUCUAUUCUUAUCCUAUGAUUUUAAGCAUAGUAUUAUAAUUAUAUUAAUUAUAUUAUAUUUAUCAUAUAUACAACUGAUCUUUUUUUGAUAUCUUCCUGGAGGAUCCCAAUCUGAUUUACAAAUUGUAAAUUUAGGGAUCUGUUUGCCCUCUUCUAAAAAGCAGAUGCUUCUGCAAUGGAACACAGCAGUUAUUUUGCUUUAGCAACUGGCCUUAGCAAGAAAAUCAAAGAGUGAUUUCUCCAGUUGAAAGAACAGAUACAAUUCCAGAUUGAUCCAAUAUGGUUCAAUAUGGGAUUGCAGAGUAGAUGGGCUAAUAGUUGCAAAGUUGCAUUAUUAUGCUCAAACAUCCAUAGACAUUUCAUAGUGUUUCUUUGACUUUUUUAACCUUUUCUAGGGAUUGUUUCUCAAAAUUGUCCCAGAAAGAAAGCUGUUUUAAUCCUCUCUCUGUUGUAAAGAAGUUGUAUGUGUUAUUACAGUGAGAAUUAUAUAGUACUUGAUGGCGACUGUAUUGAAUUAUUUCAAUUUUCUUACCAUAGUGGAAAAUGUUCUGUAAGGUGCAGACUGUGGUGCACUCUGCACUUGACAAUCUGGGGCAGGUCCUCUGGAGCAGAGGAAACCAAAUAAGCCAUAUUCAAAUGCAUUGGUUUCCUGCUGCAAUGGGAUUCUGCAGUAC
Molecule: messenger RNA, 1735 nt
Organism: Chrysemys picta bellii (western painted turtle)
Lineage: Eukaryota; Metazoa; Chordata; Testudines; Emydidae
Gene: SYCE3
Product: synaptonemal complex central element protein 3
Biological process (GO): synaptonemal complex assembly; reciprocal meiotic recombination; spermatogenesis
Cellular component (GO): central element
Source: RefSeq, a predicted model, not a curated record